Molecule: messenger RNA, 594 nt
Organism: Uranotaenia lowii
Lineage: Eukaryota; Metazoa; Arthropoda; Insecta; Diptera; Culicidae
Exons: 1
Coding region: 1-594 (197 amino acids)
Source: RefSeq, a predicted model, not a curated record
AUGUCACUUUUUAAGGCAAGUCACUGUUUCACCUCGUUUUGGUUCAGUUGCCUAGUUAAUCAUAGGCCUUAUUUCCGCCUACCGGGAACCCAACUCAAUUCCAUGAAAGUGUUUGUUGCCCUUUCUGUGACCGUAUUGGUCGUCGGAUCAGCUGUAGCUCGUCCAGAACUUUACGAAGAACUUCACGAUUUAGUGGAGCCUGGUCCGGCUGUGGAAUAUUCCUAUCAGUGCGGUCAAAACUUGCCGAUCAAUUACAACCCGCAGAACGUUGUGGUCCCGUGUAAGUCUUCCAACUGCGGUCAUGGAGGCGAUGGAGGUUAUGGAGCAGCAUCAACUCAUUAUGACGGCGCUGGAGGAUACGGAGAAAUGGCUCCGGUUGACCACGGGCACGGAUCCCAAGCUUCCCCUGCUGAGGAUCAAUACCGGCACAAGAAGCACAAGAAACAUCAUGGACAUCAUCAUCAUCAUCACCAUCACCAUCAUCACCAUAGUCAUGGUUACGGGCAUGGGCAUGGUCAUGGUUAUGGGCAUGGGCACGGAUAUCAUCGUGAUGGUAGUGAAAUUGUUGGAGCAGCUACUGCAGCAGUGGUAUAA